This is a messenger RNA of Manis javanica (Malayan pangolin), 2558 nucleotides long. Lineage: Eukaryota; Metazoa; Chordata; Mammalia; Pholidota; Manidae. The record is from RefSeq and is a predicted model, not a curated record.
CAGGGUCGCCUCCGGCGGCGGCGGCAGCGUCCGUUGAAGCGCCAUGGCCGACGGCGGCGGCGGUGGCCGUGCUGGUGCGCGUAGUCCACGGAGCUCCCCUGGCCGGGCGCCGCCGGUCCCGCGCGCGACUGGGCCGGGCGACGGCGGUGUUGGCGGCUGCGGGGAGACACCGCGGGCGGCGGCGCUGGCGCUGCGCUUUGACAAGCCCAUCAAGCAGGCCUUCUACAAUACCGGGGCCGUGCUGUUCGUGUGCCUGUGCUGCGGCGCCGCCGUGCUCGUCUACUUCAUCCUGGAGGCCUUCCUGCGGCCCCUGCUGUGGGCCGUGCUGUGCGGCACCUUCCUGCACCCCUUCAAGAACUCGCUGACGCGCCUGGGCCGCCACUGGCUGCAGCGCCUGCACCGCGCGCACACGCCCAUCGUGCUGGCCGCGCUGCUGCUUCCGCUGUGCUUCGCGGACUACGGCGUGGAGGCCCUUGGCGAGCAGGCGCUGCGCCGCCGACGCCUGCUGCUGUUGCUCGGCGCCGGCGGUCCGCUUCUCUAUGGCCUCUACAGCCUCGGCAGCUACCUGGGCGUGCAGGUGCUGCUGGCGCACGCCGGCGCGCACAUCUGCCGCGGGCUGGACUACUUCAGCAGCCUGUGGAUCUGGACGUUGGUAGUUGGCUAUGUGUUGACUGUUUCAUUCAAGUGGAAUGCAAGCACUGAACGCUACUUGAGAGCAAUUUCAAUUCCUGUCUGGAUUAUAUUGCUUUUUCAUUUAGCAUCCCUGGCUGGCUCAUGGAGAAUUCCAGUAUUCCUGGUUAUUGUUUUCCUGAUAUCUGUGGGCACCCUCUAUGAAAAACACAAUGGAAAAGACUCUUCUGGAGCAGAAUUACCAGGGCAGGUUAUCUCCAUGGCAGCUUCUACUCUAGCAACGUUGGCCAUCUCUAUCACAGGAUAUGAAUCAGCCACUGAAGACCAGCCAUCAGCCCAGCCUGCAGAAACCCUGGACAGAGGAGAACCACCCCCAACACUGUCCUCAUCUUCAGCUUCCUCCCUUUCACCCACUCUGGGCAGACAAAGGCUUGAAAUUGGAACGUUUCUCAGAAAGAAGAAAACCAGUGAUAUCUACUUUGUGUCUCUUGUUUGGGCCAUCGUUGGCGUCCAGAUCUGGUUGAACCUGUGGAUUGUGCAGUUGCUGCCCGUGCCUAUUGCAGUCUGGAUACUCAAAAAGCUGGUUAUUCACUUUGGAGUUGUGAACUUCCUGGAGAAACGCUGCUGUGUGUGGUGGCAGGUUAUAGAGCACUUCUUGAGGGAGCGGCAGGAAGCCCUAGCACCAGGGCCAAUUAUUGGGCUUGGAAAAUUCUUGUUGAAAGUUGAUAGCAAGCUCUGGCACUGGCUAAAUAAGAAGAUGAUCAUCUGGUUGGAGAAGAUGUUAGACAAAAUAAUUAGCAUUUUCAUCAUAUUUUUGUUAGUGAUAGGAACCCUUCUAUUAGCCCUACUGCUGACUGCAAAGGUACAUCAAGAGAGUGUACACAUGAUUGAAGUUACAAGCAAUUUGAUUAAUGAAACUCUAGGAAAUCACCCUGAAUGGGCAAAUUGGCUUCCCGAGGCUCAGGUAGUCCAAAGAGCCCUCAAUUCUGCGGCUAACAAUGUGUAUCAGUAUGGACGAGAAUGGAUAACCCACAAGCUUCAUAAAAUCCUGGGAGAUAAGGUGAACAAUACUGCUGUAAUUGAAAAGCAAGUAUUAGAACUUUGGGACCGACUCUAUCAUUCUUGGUUUGUAAAGAAUAUAACACAUUCUGGAAGGCACAAAGGACAUAAGAUGCAUAUAAGUCGUCAGAAUAGCUGGCUGGGAGACAUCCUGGACUGGCAGGAUAUUGCUUCCUUUGUUCACGAGAACAUUGAGACAUUUCUUUCGAUCUUAGAGUCUCUGUGGAUUGUUAUGAGCCGGAACGUGAGCCUGCUUUUCACCACUGUCACUACUCUCCUGACCAUCCUCUUCUACAGUGGGACUGCCCUUCUCAAUUUUGUGCUGUCUCUGAUAAUUUUCCUGACCACACUAUUUUAUCUGUUAAGUUCCAGUGAUGAGUACUACAAGCCAGUGAAGUGGGUGAUAAGCCUGACACCACUAUCUCAGCCAGGGCCUUCUUCUAAUAUUAUCGGCCAGUCUGUGGAAGAAGCGAUCAGAGGGGUGUUUGAUGCUUCCCUCAAAAUGGCUGGCUUCUAUGGAUUGUACACCUGGCUGACUCACACUAUAUUUGGCAUCAAUAUCGUCUUCAUACCAUCAGCGUUAGCAGCAAUUCUUGGUGCAGUGCCCUUCCUGGGGACGUACUGGGCAGCAGUCCCUGCAGUUCUAGACCUGUGGCUUACCCAGGGCUUAGGAUGCAAAGCCAUCUUACUGUUGGUUUUCCAUCUCUUGCCAACAUACUUUGUAGAUACUGCCAUCUAUUCUGAUAUAUCAGGGUAAGUCUCCCCCAGAACUUAUGAAGUUGCUGGUGAAUCAUAUUCAGUGAUUUAUGUGGCCUUCUUAAUGGAGGGUUUGGGUAUUUUUCUUUUGAAGAUGGAAGAAAGGAAAGGUG